Elgaria multicarinata webbii is the source of this 3910-nucleotide messenger RNA. It is a transcript of the gene SLC67A1, whose product is annotated as solute carrier family 22 member 18. Lineage: Eukaryota; Metazoa; Chordata; Lepidosauria; Squamata; Anguidae. Gene Ontology annotation, molecular function: transmembrane transporter activity. Gene Ontology annotation, biological process: transmembrane transport. The transcript has 11 exons. The coding region runs from base 110 to 1405 and encodes 431 amino acids. Gene Ontology annotation, cellular component: nuclear envelope. The record is from RefSeq and is a predicted model, not a curated record.
AGCAAAGGCAAACAGAGCAGAGUCAUUCAAGCUCUGCUGAACUGAAUGUUACGGUAGGCCUGUUAUUAGUCCACAAAGCAAGGUUCCUCGAUAGCGUCUCCUGUACAGCAUGAGUGCAGGGAUCCUUUCUGAAAGAGAGCAGCAAAAGCUGGAAUUGAGAGGAGAGCCUUUGGAGAAGGACGGUCCCAGGACAGCAAAUAUGACCUCCAAGCAGUGGGUGAUCCGAGUCACUUAUCUGAUUACAGCCGUGGACUUGACCUGCAUGUUCAUGCAGUUUGGGAUUGUUCCAUCUUUGGCAAAAAGCCUGGGUUUGGAUGCAGUCGGAUUUGGCUACCUGCAAACGGUUUUUGGCGUUCUGCAGCUUCUGGGAGGUCCCAUUUUUGGGAGGUUUGCUGACCAGUUUGGAACCAGAUCUGCCUUGGCUCUCUCAUAUCUGGCUGGAUCUUUAUGCUUCUCAUUGCUGUCUGUGUCCACCAGCAUCCCGCUGCUCUUUCUUUCCAGGGUUCCAUCCAUCUUCAUGCACGGACUACCAGGUGCUCAGAUGGUCAUAACGGAUUUGACUACUCCUACCCAACGUGCUGAUGCUUUAGGAAAACUUGGACUUUGCUUUGGAACAGGAGUAAUCAUUGGCUCUUCCCUGGGCGGUACCUUAACCACAAAAUUUGGUGUUCACUUUCCUUGCUACGUUGCAUUAAUUGGAUGUCUUACAUGUGCUUUGAUGGUCCUCAUCUUUAUUCCUGCCCAGACAAAGCCACAGCUGAAAGGAAACGCUGCGCAACAGAGCAUGUCCCAGUCGAGCAGUGUAUUUAGCCUCAAAGAAAUCAUUCGCCUAAUGAAACUUCCGGGAGUAAUGGAUGUUGUUUUAAUCAAGAUGCUUUCUGUACUUCCUACAGGCGUGUUCCUGAUCAUGUUUGCCCUCAUAUCGAUUGAUUUCUUUGGUCUGGAAGCAGCACAGGCUGGAUAUCUGAUGUCUUAUUCUGGGAUCCUUCAAAUGGUUAUUCAGGGCCUGGUACUUGGAAGAUUAACGAGUUGCUACACAGAGAGGACCCUGCUCAGGUUGAGUGUCCUAGUUUUGUGUGGAGUGGGCAUUGCUAUGGUCUUGAUGACUAGCGUGCUCCAUUACUGCAUCAUCGUGCCUCCCAUGGUGUUCUCGUUCAGCACCAUCACUGUCAUCACGGACAUCAUCCUGACCAAGUCCGUCCCGGCUUCUGACACUGGUACCAUGCUGGGAAUAAGCGCUUCCAUUACUCCACUGACACGGACUCUAGGCCCAACAAUAGGAGGAUUUUUAUACAGAAGAUUUGGGGUCUCAUCAUUUGGUUAUUUACAGCUGGUGGUCAAUAUACCUUUGUUUUUGUAUCUAUUGAAGAAGAGGAUCCCUCAAAAAGAAGAGAAAGUUCAGUAAUUAAUUCCAUGAAUAGUAUUGAUGAGAAGAGCACAGAUAGGCCAUUGUUUAACUGUAUUUUGGGACUUUUGUUUUAAUUGCCCUAUUUGAUAGAAAAUACAUGAAUUUAAACCAUCUCCUAUUGUAGAUAUUGUUGGGGAAGAAUAUAUCAAGAGCCGUCUUCGAUCAGAUCAAAAACCUAUCCAGCCCAGUGUUCUGUUCCCGCUGUGGCCAGUUAGAUGCACUAAUGGGAAGCCCUCAAGUAGGACAUGAGUGCAAUAGCAUCCUCUUGCCUGUAUUCCGUACCAAGUGAUUUUGGAAGCAUACUGCCUCUGAUACUAAACGUAAUAUAUAGCCAUCAUGACUAGUACCCGUACCCCUCAUGAAUUGGUCUAAUCCCCCUUCAAAGCCAUUGAAGUUGGUAGCCAUCACUACAUCUUGUGGUAGAAAAUUCCAUAAUAGAACGAUUAGCUGUGUAAAGAGAGCUUUCUUUGAUCUGUCUUGACUCUCCUUCCGUUCAGCUUCUUGGGAUGAUGCCAAGUCCUAGUAUUGUGAGAUUUGUGUGUAUAUGUGUUCAACCUGCGAUAUUCCGUCCACACCAGUGCCCUUAAUUACUAUUCUUUUGUAUUUUUAAUCACUGUGGUGAUAGAAAGUGCUCUUAAAUUCUGCUAUCUUGGGGAAUAGGUAGCCUGCAUUUGGAAAAGUGAGUAUCCAUUCCAGCCUUGGAAAAGGAGCAGAACAAGCAAAUUUCUAUUAUAACAACCCAGGCCAUGCAAGUCCCAAGCAGAACUGUAUGUAGGACCUUUUGCAAGAACCUUUUGGGUGAGCCAUUUGUCUUCUGAUUUCUUCCAUCCCUCCCUGUUAGCACUUUAAAAUUGCAGAACUUGCCACAGAAUUAUCCACUGAGUAAUCUUUUGGUUUUGGGUUUGUUUUUGUUUUUAGACAUUCUUGUUGGCAGGAAAAAUUCUAAACCACAUUUACUUUGUUCACCUUUGAACUUCUUUUAUGCCUUUUAAAGCUCUCAAAACCCAAUAUUGAUUCAGAGUGGGGAGGGGAACUCCUGCUUCAAAGGGAAACAAGGAGAAAAGUUUUCCAUGCCAAAAUAGUUCAAGCCUACCUGAUUCCCUCUCCUGUGAUUAAAUCAUGUAUGUCUUUUGUUUAAGACAAUCACCACGAGAUUCACCUGUCUAUCAAAUGGUCCUGUGAAACAUUGAAAAGGAUGGGAGAUACAUGCCCAAAUUCUCCAAAUUCCACUUCAAAGCUUGGUUUGGCUCACUCCCCUUCUCAUAUGCAGCCUGUUUUCAGGUUCGAUCAAAUUGGGAAAGUACACAUUUUGCACUGGAAAAGUGCUCAUUUUUCAAAAGCGUACACUUUCCCCCAUUGACUAAAGUAUAAAAAUGCAAAUUUUUAAAGGUGUGCAUUUUUAGAAGUGCAUUUGUUAAAGUGCACAUUUUUCUAACGUGAACACAACUUUGGGAAUUUGUGGUCAUUUUUGAAGAAUAUGUGCUCCCAUCUGUUUUGGGGGGGUUGCAAAUGGGGCAUUUUUGAGUGAAUUGCAAACUGAAAUGAAAUUCUCAUUCAUCUGUAAUAACCAGAGAUGCUAAUGCAAAGACCCAUUUUCUUCCCCCCUUCCUUCACGCCAGAAAAGAAAAGAGAAAUGCCAUUUUUCUUCUCUCUCUCUCCCUCUCUCUCUGACUUACAUCUUCGAACCAAACUCCCAAAUGCAAUGAGCCAUCUUCAACUGAGAACCUAGUUUUGUUUUAUUUUAAUUACUAUAUUUUGAGAAGAGACAUAGAAGGGGCAGCUCAAGUCUUUGGAUUUUAGGAUUAUUUCAGUCCACAACAGACCCUGCUUAGAAGCAAACGCCUCUUUCUUCUCUUGACUUCCCCCCCACACACACACACACCUCAUUUCUGAAGGAGCUCAUUAGAGCUUCUAACAUACAAACUCAUUAGACCUUUUUCUCUGGGUUUUUCCUAAUACUUCACUCCGUCACCUGAAUUUCUACACCCAGAACAGAAACUUUUCUCUGUGGCUUACUCUCUCUGCAUCAAUAUUCUCUUCUUCUUUCCUUACUUUUCUGAGUGCUUCCAGGCAGGUGGCUCCUAGUGCUACCUAUCAAAAGGCAUUGGAUAGCUAUUCUAUCUUUACUUACUUCAUAGAUUUUCUUCAGAAAGUAACAAAAUGGAAGAAGUGGUGGAAAAACAUGGCUUCAAGUGAAAUACAAUGAUGUCUGGAACCCCACCCCACCCCACAAAGUUAAAUGAGGCAGGUUCCGUAAAAGCCUCAUCGGGAAGCAACUUUUCCCUAUAGGUUUUUUGUACUUUCUAUCCCAUUGGCUCUGUUCUCAGGUUCUUCCUAACAGAUUCUGCCGGGUUAACCUUCCUUCUCUUUGUAACCCCACUCUUCAUCCCAAAAGUUGAAACCUCUCAAUUUGCUUUCUUCCAACCCCCCUGCAUUUGCUUUAUCCCCUCCCCCAUCCCCGCCUCCUUCCAAAACACCCUCACAAUUAAAAUGAUUUCCACC